AUGUCAGUUACCGAUGUCCCGGUGCUGAAGCGUGCGCGACUCUACAUGGCGACGAACCGCCGGCUCGCGGUUGUUCUUGUUGUGCUGCUGUACUGGGUGGUCCAGAACGUCUGGACGUGGAGCCCCGGGGCGCGCGAUUUGGCCCAAGUGGACGCCAAGAUCGAGGCCGAGCUAAGCUCGAACCUGCACACUUUUGGAGCGCAUUUGCGCCACCUGAACCGGCUUCCGGCAGCGGCGACUCUGCGCGAGAAGCUCACGUUCUACUUCCCGUACUACCCCGAAAAGCCUGUCCCGAACCAGAUCUGGCAGACGUGGAAGGUCGAUCUCGAGGACGCCGACUUCCCCAAGCAGUACAGACGGUUCCAGAAGACGUGGGUCGAGAAAAACCCGGACUACGUGUACCAUCUGAUCCCGGACUCUGUGAUUGAGGACUUUGUGGCGAGUCUGUACGCGAACGUGCCCGAGGUGGUGAGAGCGUACCAGCUGCUGCCGAAAAAUAUUAUGAAGGCGGAUUUUUUCCGGUAUUUGGUGGUCUACGCGCGCGGCGGCACCUACUCGGACAUGGACACGGUGUGUUUGAAGCCGAUCAAGGACUGGGCCACGUUUGACCGCGACCUGAUCCACGCUGCCGACACCAAGGCGGAUCUGUCCCAGAUAGAUCCGGACGCAAGAACCACGCCUACUGCAGUUCUGCCAGUGGACGAUCCAGGCGAAGCCAGGGCACCCGCUGCUGCGCGACCUGAUCAUCCGGAUCGUGGAGGAGACGUUCCGCAAACAGCACAUGGGCGUGCUGAAAAGGGUGGAGGGCAAGGACUCGGGCGCAGACAUCAUGCAGUGGACCGGGCCGGGGAUAUUCACCGACACUCUGUUCGACUAUCUGAACAACGUGGCGAGCGACGGCAAGCUGGGCGACGGGUACGGCGUGGGGUCUUUGUACUGGCGCAAGCACGGCAAGUACAAGCUGAAGAAGACGGAGGUCGGCAAGAACAACGAGCCGUUGCACUCGGAAGACCAGCUGAUCAACUGGCGGACGCUGACCAACAUGGACAAGCCAAGGAUCCUGGGGGACGUGAUGGUGUUGCCGAUCACGAGCUUCAGCCCGAACGUGGGGCACAUGGGCUCAAAGAGCAGCUCCGAUAG
Messenger RNA from Ogataea angusta, 1140 nucleotides. RefSeq lists its product as uncharacterized. Lineage: Eukaryota; Fungi; Ascomycota; Pichiomycetes; Pichiales; Pichiaceae. Bases 1 to 1140 code for a protein of 379 amino acids. The record is from RefSeq and is a predicted model, not a curated record. Gene Ontology annotation, molecular function: alpha-1,6-mannosyltransferase activity. Gene Ontology annotation, biological process: protein N-linked glycosylation. The transcript is spliced from 2 exons. Gene Ontology annotation, cellular component: mannan polymerase complex.